Molecule: messenger RNA, 1748 nt
Organism: Salvelinus sp. IW2-2015
Lineage: Eukaryota; Metazoa; Chordata; Actinopteri; Salmoniformes; Salmonidae
Product: formin-like protein 1
Biological process (GO): cortical actin cytoskeleton organization; regulation of cell shape; cell migration
Cellular component (GO): cytosol
Molecular function (GO): small GTPase binding; actin filament binding
Source: RefSeq, a predicted model, not a curated record
GAGCGUCAUGGGAUGGAAAAACAAUUUAGAGAAAGGGAACUACGCCCUCUGCUGGUUCACACAGUAUGACAUAUGGCCUCAAUAACACCUGUUAUCCAGCAGAGAGUGAGGACAGUGGAAGAGAUACGGGAUAAGGAGGAACGAUGUUGCUCCAUCAAACAUCCUCACCUCAGGACCAAGACAAUUGCAGUAGGCCAGUGGCUGUUCUAUCCACCUGCCAAAUCUCACAGAGACGUUGAAGGACCAAGGACUCCAAGACCUGUUUUUAUCCACCUUCUCUUUUUGGGGGGAAAUUCAUUGGACUGCCCUACAUUGGAACUAACUAGCUACUUUUUUCAGUGUGGACGGGUUUGCAGACGUCUGAGUUGGAGUUUCAGUCUGUUUAGGAGUUAGGCCUACUAGCACUUCCAGUUAAAAGAGAGUGUUUUUUACCUUUCCCCUGGAUUACCUGUUCAGGUUGGUGAUGGGGAAUGCAGCGGGGGGAAUAGAGCAGGCAGAUGGCAGGGAGGCCAAGCACUCUGUGGGGUCAGGAACGGGCCUGAGUGACCCCACCCCGACCCUGCAGAAGAAGCAGCCUGCUCCCCCCAAGCUGCCCGUGCCCCCAGAGGACGAGCUGGAGGAGCGCUUCAGUGUGGUUCUGAGCUAUAUGAACUUGCCUCCAGACAAGCUGAAGCUGUUGAGUCAGUAUGACAAUGACAAGAAGUGGGAGCUGAUCUGUGAUCAGGAGCGGUUCCAGGUGAAGAACCCUCCCUCUACCUAUCUGACCAAGAUCAAGAGCUUCUAUCAGGACCAAGGAGGAGUGACCCGCAGGUUCAAGAGGCGGGUCCAGGAGUCCACCCAGGUAUUGAGAGAGCUGGAGAUCUCCCUCCGCACUAAUCAUAUUGGCUGGGCCCAGGAGUUUCUGAAUGAAGAGAACCAGGGUUUGGAUGUAUUGGUGGAUUACCUGUCCUACGCCCAGUGUGACGCUUCGUUUGACUUGGAGGGUGCUGAGAAUGGGGGAACACUGUCAGAGAGAGGGAAGCCAGCGGAGAGGUCCAUGGAGGACCUGAAUAAGAGUACAGGAAGCUCCCCUACACACGGCAUGACCAGAGCAGCCCGCGCCCUGACCGUACGCAUAACCUCUCUGGCCCAGAGUAGGAGAACUCAGAAGAUCUCUCGAUUGGCCAGUCAGAAGGACGACGUCCAUGUGUGCAUCAUGUGUCUGCGUGCCAUCAUGAACUACCAGUCGGGCUUCAACCAAGUUAUGACUCACCCACGCUGCGUCAACGAGAUCACUCUCAGUCUCAACAACAAGAACCCCAGAACCAAAGCCCUGGUGUUGGAGCUGUUGGCUGCUGUGUGUCUUGUGAGGGGCGGUCAUGACAUCAUUCUCGCCGCCUUCGACAACCUCAAGGAGGUGAGCGGAGAGAAGAACCGCUUUGAGAAACUGAUGGAGUACUUCAGUAACGACGACAGCAACGUUGACUUCAUGGUGGCCUCCAUGCAGUUCAUUAACAUCGUGGUGCAUUCGGUGGAGAAUAUGAACUUCCGUGUGCACCUGCAAUAUGAGUUCACUCACCACGGACUGGACCAGUACUUAGAGUCUCUGAAGCUGACAGAGAGUGAGAAGCUGCAGGUUCAGAUCCAGGCCUACCUGGACAACGUGUUUGAUGUGGGGGCUCUGCUGGAGGAUGCAGAGAACAGGGGCGGGGUGCUGGAGCAUGUGGACGAACUGCAGGAGCACAACUCACAGGUCAGUGAUACACACU